This is a messenger RNA of Mucor mucedo, 793 nucleotides long. RefSeq lists its product as uncharacterized. The record is from RefSeq and is a predicted model, not a curated record. NCBI's taxonomy places the organism in Eukaryota, Fungi, Mucoromycota, Mucoromycetes, Mucorales, Mucoraceae. The transcript is spliced from 5 exons. Gene Ontology annotation, cellular component: endoplasmic reticulum; membrane. Gene Ontology annotation, biological process: membrane organization; endoplasmic reticulum tubular network organization. The coding region runs from base 17 to 793 and encodes 258 amino acids.
GUUUUAUUUAAAAAAUAUGGAGCCUGUUCAAAGUGAAAAGAAGACUGAAGAGAAAUUUGAUUUUAAGAACCUACACUUCGGAUGGUUUGUUGGACACGCUUUAACGGUUGUCAAUGCCUUUGUCUUUUUCGCAUCCCAAUUACUCUUCCGUCCUUGCAACUUCUUUUAUAGAGUAUCUUACUUGGGUGUGAUUGCUUCUUACGGUAUCGUCCUUUACAAUUCUUACAAGCCUUUGGGUUCCAAUGAAUCUUAUUUUAAAAGAAUGCUUUUGGAUGAGAACGCACAAUAUUUAAUUGUAGCCGUUUACUUCUUAUUAACAAGAAGAAUUGCUAUUACACUAUUACCCUUUUUUAUAUAUUCCGUGUUCCACGUUUUGGAAUACACCGAAAAGACUUUGAUCCCUGCUUUAGCACCUCAUCAAACCAAGGUACAAACCUCUAUUCGAGAUGUGACCAGCAAAUACCACGACAAGGCAAUGGAACUCACUUCCAAAAUUGAAGUUGUGGGUGUUAUGACGCGACUUGUGCUCGGACUUUUUGUUUUCCGAUCAAGCAUUUUAUCUGUCUUGAUUUACGCUCAAUUCUUACGUAUGCGUUUCUACAUGUCUACAGAUACAAGAGAUUUCUUGACAGAUGCAGGUUCUCAACUGGAUCGUUUAUUGACAGCACCCACCGCUCAUCCUAAAAUUCCCCCUGCCGUCAUCAACGCUUAUGCUACUGUCAAGGAGAAAUUAGGUGUUAAACCCAUCUCAGCAAACACUGCUACUACAGAUGCAACCAAAAAGCAGUUAUAA